ACAAGAUAAAGAGUUAGACUAUUUUUAUAUUAAGCUCAAAUAUCACUUACAUGCAAUAUUACACUAUUUUGCAAUCAAAUAAUAAGAUACAUGUAGACAAAUGGAAUAAUAACAUUAAUUACUAAUAGUAAUUUACUCAUUUACAUGCUUAAAAAAAAUUACUUAUUUACAUACACUUUGAAAUUCAACAUGGAGAUUGGUUAUCUUGAUCAAAUGACGGUGAAAAUAAGAAUAAUUGAAAAUUUCAAUUAAGAUUCCAUCCAUGAAUAACUUUAUAAAUUACUAUUUUCUUUAUCUAAUAAUUUGAGUAAUUUUUUUAUGAUAUAACAAAAUUAGUGAAAUUUUAGAGGUAGUUUUCAAAUAUAGCAUUAAAGUAUAUCAUAAAAAUAUAUCAUAUUCUUCUUAUGUAAGUUUUUAAUUGAAAAAAUUAGACAGUUAAUUAUAAUCAAUAGUUUGUCACUUUUUCUAUUUUUUAAAAGUUACUCUUAUCAGUGUUUUCAAGGAAAAGAAAAUAGAGAAUAUGUGCAUGAAAAUAAACAUAUAGAUUCCAUAAUUAUAAAUUAAUAUUUUGGGUUUGACUUUUAUUAAGGCAGGAAGUCAACCUUGUUCCCGUUCUUGUUCUUCAUCAAAAUUUUGUCCCUCUAACUUCCCCGUUCGAUUUCAUCGAUGAUGUCGCCCCCAAUUUCAGGUUCAAUUUCUUCUUCUCCGAUUCUACCGCAGCCGUUAAACCCUGAAUCUAACAUUGUCACCAUUAAUGUCGGUGGCCACCUCUUUCAAACCACCAAGCAAACCCUAGCCCUUGCCGGUUCUAGAUCUCUGUUAUCAACCAUCUCCGAUUCAUCGCAAUCCGUCGUACCCUUUAUCGAUCGAGAUCCCGAUCUCUUUUCUGUCAUCAUUUCGCUUCUUAGAACCGGUUAUCUUCCUUCCAAGGCCAAAGCCUUUGAUCUCCAAGACCUAAUUUCAGAGUCCCAGUUCUAUGGAGUCGAAUCCCUUUUAAUCAAUUCUCUCUCUAAUCCUUCUCAAUUCGAAGCUUUCAAUCUCGAGAAGUCUCUGAUUCUCCCUCUCAAUGGCCGAGAUUCUCCGUCGACGAUCGCGACAACGCCGUUUGGUUCACUCCACGUUGCUCACGGCGGCAAGAUCACCUCUUUCGAUUGGUCACUUCAGAGAAAGACAACGAUCCUAACGCAAUUCUCCGUCAUUGAUUCUCUUUUAGCGUUGUCGCCAUCGCUAGCCGCUGCUGGCGCUACCGACUUCUCUGGUUUGCAAAUCCUCAAUCUCCAAACAGGCCAAGUGAAAUCAAUUCUCAAUUGGGAGAAUGUGACUCGAUCCAGUUCCACCGUGCAAGCCAUCGGAGCUUCUUCUGAACUUCUCUUCACCAGCUUCGAAUCAGGCAGAAGAAACUCAAAUUCCAUAAUGAUAUACGAUUUACAAACCUUCAAUCCAGUCAACGAAAUCGCUCGCAACGAGAUCUACGGUGCCGAGAUUGAUUCAGCAAUCCCAGCCACAAUGUUGAAAUGGGUUGCAGGUUAUAAUCUGUUAAUGGCUUCUGGGUCUCACAGUGGACCUUCUGGAGUACAGGGAAACAUCAAAUUCUGGGACAUAAGGAGUGGGAACAUUGCUUGGGAGGUGAAGGAGAAGGUGGAUUGUUUCUCAGACAUGACUCUAUGUGAGAAUCUAUCUGCCAUUUUCAAGAUUGGUGUGAGCUCUGGUGAAGUUUAUAGUGCGGAUUUGAGAAAACUUGGAGAUGGGAAUCCAUGGGUUUGUCUUGGGGAUAGGACGAAGGUGAUGAAUGGGAAGAAAGUUGGGGUUGGAGGGAAGAUUGAGAGUUACGGAAAUCAAGUGUUUUGCAGCAGAGAAGGAGGGAGUAUAGAGUUAUGGUCUGAAGUAACAGUUGGAAAUGGAGGAAAUAAGGAAGGAGGAUUAGGGUUAGAGGAGAGAGUUUUUAGGAAGAAUUUGAUGGGGAGAAUGAAGGAUUUGGGAGGUGGGAAAGUAAUGAAAUUAGGAUUUGGUGGGAAUAAGAUGUUUGUGAUAAGAAAAGAUGAACAAUGUGUGGAGGUUUGGAAGAGUUCAGGUAAGGGAUUUUGGGAUGCUUUGUAAAUGAUAAUGAUUUGAUUGUAUAAUUUAUUAAAAUUCCGAAAUGGGUUUGUAGUAAUGUAGAUUAGUUUUUAACGAGAGUGCGUUUGAGGAAUUCGUUUUGUAGUAUUGAUGAGCUUAUAGAAGCAUUUGGGUAUUAUUGAAA
Molecule: messenger RNA, 2239 nt
Organism: Cucumis melo (muskmelon)
Lineage: Eukaryota; Viridiplantae; Streptophyta; Magnoliopsida; Cucurbitales; Cucurbitaceae
Product: BTB/POZ domain-containing protein At5g41330
Exons: 1
Coding region: 667-2097 (476 amino acids)
Biological process (GO): protein homooligomerization
Molecular function (GO): protein binding
Source: RefSeq, a predicted model, not a curated record